This is a messenger RNA of Doryrhamphus excisus (bluestripe pipefish), 7793 nucleotides long. It is a transcript of the gene fign, whose product is annotated as fidgetin. Gene Ontology annotation, molecular function: ATP hydrolysis activity; ATP binding; microtubule severing ATPase activity. NCBI's taxonomy places the organism in Eukaryota, Metazoa, Chordata, Actinopteri, Syngnathiformes, Syngnathidae. The record is from RefSeq and is a predicted model, not a curated record.
GUAGAGAAGUACAAGCUAGCUAAAUGUGACGUGUUUGGAAGUCUUAUAGAGCAAUUUUGUGACAAAUGUUAAGUCAGUUUGAUGAAGUGUAGAAUUUGUACAGCGUCUGCCCGGACUGUUUGGACCGCUUUGACUGUUUGGAUGUUGGACUUUGAUGGAAAAAAGCGCCUCACGUGUCAUCGUUGGAGCUAACAUGUGAAGCUAGCAAGAAGAUGGAAGAUGGAGUACAGGUAGGAUUCCAAGGUCUAAAGAUGCAGUGGACCCCAGAGCACACACAAUGGGCAGAGCAACACUUUGACAUCUCAUCCACCACCCGCUCGCCGGCGCACAAAGUAGAGGCCUACCGGGGGCACUUACAGCGAACGUACCAGUAUGCGUGGGCAAACGAUGAUAUCUCUGCGCUGACUGCCUCCAAUCUGCUUAAGAAGUACGCUGAGAAGUAUUCCGGGAUCCUCGAAGGCCCAAAUGAAAGAGCCCUCCUCUGUUCCUACUCGGAAGGAAGCGCCGGACUCUUGAACGGGCGGAAGUCAGAGAACGAGCCCUGGCAGGAGGGGAUUUACCCGAUGAACUGUGCUCCAGAUGUUAUAUCUGUGAGCAAAGCUGGAAUGACAGCUGCCCUGCCCCCUACGGAUGCGUCAGCCAGCAUCGGCAGCUCCCCGGGGGUGCCGAGCAGCUUGUCGGAGCCGAGCUAUUCCAGCAGUAACUGCGGGAGCCACACGGCCACGACGCUCCACUCGGGCCUUCCCUCUCAGGAAUACACUGCCAACUACAACAGCUCCUACCUGCAUUCCAGCUACGGCGGCCAGACUGCUUCCCCGCACCCGUCUCCUUUGCACAGCGCCGGCCUCUUGCAGCCCCCGCCACCGCCUCCGCCCCCCACCUUAGUACCGAGCUACAACGGCGGGUCUCCUAACCUUCCCGGCUACAAUUAUCCUCCAACAGGGUAUCCCCCUCAGACGGCUGUCGGCCCCGGUUACAGCCCCGGGGGAGCACCCCCGCCUCCUUCUGCUUAUCUGCCGUCCGGCAUCGCAGCCCCCACACCCAUCCCUCCCUCCACGCUGCCUGGCUACACCUACCAGUCCCACAAUCAUACGCCAAUUGCCCCGGCACCUUUGAAUGGCAGCACAGCCAACUCGUUAAAACGGAAAGCUUUCUACAUGAGCGGGCACGGAGAAGUGGACUCCAGCUACGGCGAAUUCAACUACAACCAGCGCUCGUCUCAUAGUCCCAUGUACAGACUCCCGGACAGCAGCGUCUCAGACUCGAGCAGGGGCAACGGCUUUGACAGAAACGCCGCCGAGGCCUCCUCUUUAGCGUUCAAGACAACCAAACAGACGCUAGCUUCUGAUCAGCAACGGAAAUUUAGCAUACACUCGAGCGGGGCUCUGACUCCGCCGUCCUUCGGCUCGACCAAAAGCUCCGUGGACGACACCUACGGCAAGUUCGGGUCCCCCAUAUUGAGCGAACCAAGCGAAGAGCACAGACAGCACCUGCCUCAUUCCCUGACCGGGCCCGAUGUCGCCACCCCUACCUCGUCCAUCCACGCUGCUGAGGAGCAGCUGAAGAACAGCGACCCCAACCUGGUGGACAUGGUGACGGAAGAAAUCCUUCAGCAGUGCCCUCCAGUGGACUGGAGUGACAUUGCCGGACUGGAUAUGGCCAAAGCGGCCAUUAAGGAGGAGGUGCUAUGGCCCAUUUUGAGGCCGGACAUGUUCAGCGGACUUCACGCAUUACCUCGUAACCUUCUUUUAUUCGGGCCUCAGGGAACGGGUAGAACGCUGUUGGCUCGCUGCAUGGCCAGCCAGCUGGGGGCCGCCUUCUUGCGACUCAGCAGUUCCGCUCUGGUGACCAAGUGGUUGGUCGAGGGGGACAAAAUCAUCCAGGCUUCGUUCCUGGUGGCCCGGUGUCGCCAACCGGCGGUGGUGUUCAUCAGCGAGGUGGACCUUCUCCUGUCGGCCCAGCUCAGCGAGGACAGCCCGGUGAGUCCACUGAAGGCUGAGCUCCUCAUGCAGCUGGAUAGUAUUUUGUCCUCUGCUGAGGACCACGUUCUUGUGGUCUGCUCCACCAGUAAGCCUGAAGAGAUCCCGGAGUCCCUGAGGAGGUACUUUACCAAGCGGUUGCUCAUCCCCUUACCCGACGGGACGGCACGACACCAGAUAAUCAGCCAAGUGCUCUCACAACACAACUACUGUCUCAGUGACAAAGAGAUGUCAUUACUGGUUCAGAGGACCGAGGGCUUUUCAGGACUGGACGUGGUUCAGCUGUGUCAAGAGGCUGUGGUGGGCGCCCUCCACGGCGUUCCUGCCGCUGACCUGUCCAGCAUCCACCCCAGGCAGAUGAGACCCGUCUCUUUUCAAGACUUUGACAAUGUCUUUUGUAAAUUCCAGCCCAGCAUAUCACAAAAAGAACUGGACACGUACACGGAAUGGAAUAAAAUGUUCGGUUGUAGUCAAUGAAAGCUGAUCACGUGACCGAGCGCUUUAGACGCAAGACGACCAACGCUUCAUUGGCUCGGUCGCUACAUGGCGGGAGCUGUAAGAGACUUGUAAAGCGAUGGCUUCUUUUUUGUACAUACAUACAGUACAUACGGUACAUACAGUAUACUGUAUAUGACCAUACUAUACUGCUGACUCGGAGAUUUAGUUGCUAUCAAGUGCCUGAGGUGGUGCUCUUUCACUUUUUUUUUUUUUUUUUGUUGCUUCCCAAUCCUCAUCGGUGACAUGUGCUAAUAGUGCGUUAAAAAGCAAAGACAAAAAAAGCUUUAAAAUGAGACAAUUUCUCUUUGAUUAGAACGCCGCCGUCUCUCUCCGUGCUCUUUGUGGACCCUUCUUUUUCCGCUCGCUCUCAUUUCAGCUUCAUUUUUAUGGCAUAUUUUCUAUGUGGAGAUGAUUUGAUUGGAAAAAAAACAAAAAAAAAAAAACAUUUGCAUACUUGAUUCACUUUUGUCCCGUAAGAUGCAAACAAAACGCAAAGUGAUUUCUUUUUCGGCUCUUUCACUGUAGAUACCACGUAAAACGCUGAGUAUUCUUUUACCGCUUUGACGAUGUAAUCCUUGUUAGUUGUACUUCAGUGUUUGCCCGACAUGUAAGAUGAUACCAUUCAAUGUUGUUUCUUUGCAAAACUCAGGAAAGUGAUGAUGAUAAAGUAUCACCGUGAAGCCCCGACGGGUCCAUGCCUCCGGUCUUGGAUGUGGUGAACGAGGAAAUGACACAAGAAAGUAGCCAAAGGCUUCCCGGCCGGGGAUGCUCUGAUCUUUCCAAUACGACACAUGUGAUCGGCGUAUGCCGCCAAUCACCAAAACGCUACAUGUGUGCGGUGUCAGGUAGGGUUGACGACACCCGUAUCGAGCCAUAUGGCAAGUGGGCUCGUCACCGCUUGGUACAAGCCACGCUUCUGGUUUUCUUUUUUUGCGGGUUUUUUAGUUGGGAGCUCCAUUUUGUCCCACAAGGAUGUGGGUGUUUUUUUUCAAGAGUGACAGAACAAUUUAGCUGUGGUGUUGUCAUGAUACUAACGAUGUCUUGUCCUUACGCUGGUGAUACUAUCACAGGGAUCACCAAGGGCUCCAAGAAUAUUUGUUUUUAUUUUUAUUUUACAAGUGUUGAAUUCAGACUUGAUGCCUUUAUAAUAUAACCAAUGAGCACAAACUAGCAUAAAGACCAUGGCCACACUGUUUGAGUGGAGAUGUACUUGGUAAAUAAAGUCGUGCACAAGUGAAGAUAUCUUUUAUUUCAAUCAUUUCAUUCUGGGUUUGUUUGUUUUUUUUAGCUAAAAAAUACAUUAUUGGACAAGUUUAAUUUCCCAUGUAUUGGUGUUAGUCCAAAACAUGCAUUUAGCUAAAUUUUCCAAAUAUUAUUAUUUUUUUUUUUUAUGAAUGACCUCCUUGCCCUUGGAAUUGUCUAACAGCGGACCUGAACAAACAAAUUGAAUAAUCUACAGUAUGUGAUCGGUAUCGGCCCAUCUUUCCAUUGGCAGCAUAGCACCCUUAUCGGAGCAUCCCAAAUUGCCACCAAUAAAAUUGGGAAUUAAAUGACACUUUCCGGAAAAGUAAUCCUUCAAACAGUGUGAUUUUUCUCCACCUUUAUGGUUUAUGUCCAUCUGGACAUAAACUGUAUUAUGGAAAGCAGGAAGUGAACAAAUGUAACAGUUACUGAUUGUAAAAGUACCAGAUGGAGGAGGGGUAGGAUUUAAUAAGCUUUGCUUCUCCCUACUUCUUUUGGACAUGUGGAACUGGGAACUGAUUAUGGGAUGCACUCAAUUGUAAUCUGAUGCAUGUUCAAAUGAAAUAAAACCAUGACCAUUACCAAAUGUUACAUUAAAAAUGAACUACAUUUAAGUCACAGAACAAACUGGUCGACUUUGAAAGUUCCACAUUCUAGUUCCACCAUUCUAGAAGUUGGCAGGACCCUUUAGAUCAGGGGUGGGCCCCAUCAGUGACCUCAUCAGGUUUCAUUCUCCACAUUUUUGCAUUUCUAAAUUCCUUAUUUUAAGCUGUAAAAUGGAAAAUUAGCUGGCAACCCGACGUGGAGUGCUCUUGUGCACGCUAGAGUUGAGAAGCUCACGACGCCACACGUCAACACACACAAAGUAACCUAAGAUAUCUAAGUGCAAUACCCAUGCCAAAACAACACCAUAUAUUUCUGUUGUGCCGCAAGGCAUGCUGGGUAACUUGCGGUACGCUUUGUCACACUUUUGUGACAAAGUUGUCGCAGCUGGACUACCUAGCAUGCCUUGCGGGCAGUUGGAAAUAAGUCACGUGCUGUGUUGUUGAUGUAUGCAAUGCUUUGUGUUUCCGUUUCGUCGCACCGUGAGCAAGCGCGUCGUUGCGUUUGAUCUAUACAUGGGGGCCGAAUGUGAAACGUUUUCCCCACCCCUGCUUUAGAACAUGAUCAGAGUUGUCCUAUCAACGCUCCGGCUUUCUUGUGUCAUUUCCAAGCAGAGGAUAAGAACUUCCUCUUUAGAUUUGUCCAUGGAAAAGAAGAAAGAUUUGAAGCUUAACUGCGUGUUUCCGAUAUUCCAAACCACAAGAGAGGCAAGCGCAAACCGUGCAUACAGUACGCUGUACGGCUAUAAUACCUCAGAAAGUGCCAUGGCUUCUACAAUGAAUGUAUUUCUUUGCCAGACGAAUACGAAUCGGCUGGCUGUCUCCUUCAAAUGGAACUUUGGACGAGGCUUGGAGAGAUUUGCCUUUAGAGAGAAAGCUCGGCUUAUUUAUGUUGAAUUGUUGCCUCCAGCUAAUUCUCCACUUAUUUCCAAGGCGCUAUCAGCGUUGAGAAUCAUACACAGAAUCAUUCUGCUCUUUUAGUUUGGGAGGCUCAGCUGUACAUCUCACCACGAGCGCUGAGUGGAAUUUGAAAAAAGGUGCAGACAAACAUCUCGGGGUUGAGCAAGGGAAAAAAAAAAAAAAAAGAACAAAACCGCCCGGAGCCAUUUCAUUCCAUCCUGCUGCUGUUUUAUCAUUAAUGAAACCCAAGGAUUAUGUACUGUAUCUCCUAAGUUGCUUUCUACCUCACUUUGUUGGUUAUCUCUGAAAGACAAAUACGCCGCGAUGGCAAAUGUUUUGCAAGAACAAACUCUGAUUUCCUUUGUAUGGGCAAAAUGUAUUAGCUUUACAAUUUCACUCCCGAGAAGCCAAUUUACUCCCACGGAAUACAGUAGAUCCCCGCCCGAGACCCGGAAAAAUGUCCUCCUCUGACAAUUUCUGAUCAACAUUUGCAAUAAAAGAGUAUUGUAAUGCUUGGAUUAGGCUCCAGAAAGGUACAAUACUACGAAUAUAAUUUCUACUACAUUACACUCUUCUGACUGUUAAACUACCAAAAGGGCUCACUCUGGUCAUGCCGUUGUUCUAUGGAGCAAGAAGCUGAACGCAAUGCCCAGAGUGAACCCUCUUUCUGCCUGUUUGGAGGCAAACAGACACGCAUUCACAUGGCAACAUAUUGAUUUCCAAGGUUUUGGCAUGUUUAUGGUGUUUGUUCCGGUUUGUUUGACGGUCCUUGAAAGCACCAUUGUGUAUCUUAUUUAUUUCUGUUUUCAUUUUCAUUUCAUAUUUGGAGAUUUGUGGGAACACGAGCUAGUCCGCGGGUCCAAAGAGAUUGGGGACCAUGUGUCAAUGUGGCGACUCCAAUGCCCAGAGUGAACGCUCAUAUUGCCUGUUUGGAGGAAAACUAACACGCAUCCACACGCCAAUAUAUUGAGGCCAGUUCUUUGUCAUUUAUUGUGUGAUUAAUUAAUUCAUUAAUCAGCCCAAGUCAAAUGCUCACGAGACGGAGCCGAAACAACCUUUAUGUCUGACACCACUGUGGUACAUUCAAGGACCAGCACACAAUGUGAGGAAAAAAUGACAUAAACAUGUAAAAAAAUGUGUACAUGUAUGCUGUAUAUUUGACCUGUAUUAUCUAUUAUGUGUUUAUGAAGUAUUAUUGAUGUCGAGGAAAUGAGAUGUGUUUACUGCAGGGAAAAAAAACAAGGUAUUUUCGGAGCCAAACAAAGAUUUUGACCCCAACAUGAGCAAGCGUGCGGGGAUCUACUGUACUCUUGUAUGGAAUACACCUGGUAUCUUGUCACAACGGCAUCAACCAUCUGUUUCUACAUCUCGUGUCUUUGUGAUGGUAAAAAAGGUUUAUGGAAGACGUGCUGUGACAUUGUCUCAGUCUAUAACGCAAACAUGCACGACUUGACUGGCACUCCUUUGACUCCGGGGGCGCGUGGCAAGAUGUGACAAAGUCUUAUUUUUAGAGGUUUAUUUAUAUCUGUUUGUUGUCAUUAAUGGCGACAUAGCAGACAGACGGAGGAAAGAAAGGGAGCGUCUGACAAGUGAAUUUGCCACAUUGAAUGUAUGAUGCUCUCUGACCUGCCAGACAAACAAGCUACAAAAGAAAAACACACAAACGCUCCCUGAAAGAAGUCCUUUUUCAUUGCUGUUGGCAGAGGAUUAGGAUUAGGAUUAGGAUGCGUCGGCGCACCUGCUGUGUUAGUGCGCUUCCUCUGAUCGUCCCGACUCUGCUGCGGUUCGCUUCGCUUGAGAUCCGACGUGAACGAUGCCUAGACCAAAGAGCAAAAGACAAAGUGCUGUCACUCUUUACGAGGCUUUUUUACCAGCUUUUCAUCAAGUCUAACAUGUUCCCUUUCGCUUUGGAAAGCUGCCAAUCAAAUCUUCUUUAUGUCCUUUGGUCACAUGACACAAGCACAAGUGCCAACCGCACCAAAGUAUUCUGUGGUCUGCAUGCUCCACUUGGCGAGGCUUUUGUUGUCAGUACGUCUGCAGUGCGCCCCCGAAAAUAUGCCCCUUAGAAUACAACCCUACACGCCCCCUAAAGUACACCCCAAGAGUACGCCCCCAGUGUACGGCCCUUACUGUGUGCCCCUAGAGUACACCUCCUAAAGAAUGCCCCCAGAGUAUGCCCCUACACGCCCCCAGCAGUACGCCCCUCUAAAGUAUACCCCCAGAGUACGGCCCCUACAGUAUGCCCCCAAAGUACGGCCCUUACCAUGUGCCCCUAGAGUACACCUUCUAAAGAAUGCCCCCAGAGUACACCCCUACACGCCCCCAGCAGUACGCCCCCUACAGUAUGCCCCCAGAGUACGGCCCUUACCGUGUGCCCCGAGAGUACACAUCCUAAAGAAUGCCCCCAGAGUACGCCCCCUACAGUAUGCCCCCAGAGUACGGCCCUUACCGUGUGCCCCGAGAGUACACCUCCUAAAGAAUGCCCCCAGAGUACGCCCCCUACAGUAUGCCCCCAGAGUACGGCCCUUACCGUGUGCCCCGAGAGUACACCUCCUAAAGAAUGCCCCCAGAG